AGUGACCGUUCAUCAACUGUCUUCAUACAGAUCCACGUCGGUACUGCUGACCUACAAAAAAAUAAAUACACCAGAUACGAACGAGAAAAAAGAUCCAAUCACUUGGAUGUAGACCGAACGAUGACAGAUUAGACAGUGGCAAGCCGCACAGCGAGAUACCUUGGCGCAUCCAGACGAAUUAAAAAACAAAAUGUCAAAAUUACGCGCGCGCAGUUGAUUCGAAAUUUGAAAAUGUGCGUGAGUGUCACCUAGGGUUGGUCAAAGAAUAAACAUGGCGCACAAAGUGAAGAGCAACCAUUACAUAGCCACGCACAGAUCUGGCGUGGACUCGCCAUCGUCGGGAGCUUAUUUACACAGAGCCUCUUCUAGAGACGAAAAUGAUAGUCAUCGAGCUCCCUCAGAAAGGACAUUGUCGGAAUACACGACGAUGGACGAGCGAACGCGGUCACCCUCUGGCGGCGGAGACCAGCGACACAGCGAGCAGCGACACAGCGAACAGCGACACACCGAGCGCAACGGCAGAAGACAGCCCAACGGCUCACCUCGAGCCGACUCUGAUGUCUACGUCACCAGUGCCGCGUAUAGACCGCCUUCGGAGAUCAGCCGGCAGUCCCGAGCACCUCGCAGCGUGUACUCGUACCGGAGCGCGGUGGCGCCCUCCGUGGCAUCUACACACAGAUCCAAGGUCUCUAGGAAGGCCGGCGUGAAAGUGGACGCCAUGGCGGCGCCCAACCCGUUCUGUCCGAACGUGAAGGGCAUGUGCUGCCUCAUGCUGCUCCUCAACCUAGGACUCAUCCUGGUGACCCUGGGCUUCGUCAUCGUGCUUCAGUUCUUUGAGCCGCUGUUUGUGUGGAUCCUGGGCAUAGUCUUCCUCAUCUUCGGCUUCAUAACCCUGGUAGGAAGCCUGAUCUACUGCGUAGUUCUGUGCCGGGAGAACCCCUACCCACGGUACCCUGACGACUUCUACUGGACGCACCACUGGUCCAAGACCAUCGGUCCAUCGGAGAUCCACUACAGUGCCAGUGAGAAACCGUACAGACAGAAUGGACAUAGUGACAGAUAUAACAAGUAUAACGGGAAAUAUUCCGAUAGAGAAAGUGCGAAAGGAUACUCUGAUAGAGAAAGCAAACUUAGUAGGUACUAAAAUCCUUUAUUGGAGUAAAUAGUAUUUUUAAGAUUGUUACAUUCUGUACUUAACGCCAUCUAUUGAGUUGAAAUGGAACUAAACGUUCAGC
Molecule: messenger RNA, 1235 nt
Organism: Ostrinia furnacalis (Asian corn borer)
Lineage: Eukaryota; Metazoa; Arthropoda; Insecta; Lepidoptera; Crambidae
Exons: 6
Coding region: 272-1144 (290 amino acids)
Source: RefSeq, a predicted model, not a curated record